AUGAAUCGCUGUGCAUCUCCUGUAUUUGAGAGCAAUAGCUCUGCUGAUGCUGAUCCGGAACUUACGCAUUCCAAUGGAUACGAAACUCAGCUGUCAUCAUUAUUCGGAAGCCGUUCCCCAUCGACUGUCAGUGACGAUGACAUUGGCGAUGUCAACGACAUCGCCAUCGACAACAGCCUGGACUUCGGCACGGAAAUACCCUUGGGCUUUGAUCCACUCGAGGGAUUUCAACUGACUGCGGAUGAGCUUGCAGGCAUUGAUGGUCUUUUCAGUCAAACUUCAAGUUCCCCCAACACUGUUACCAAGCUGCCCGCCACCUCCAACAAGAGAACUUUCGGUCUAACAUUUGAGGGAGAUGGCAUGCACCUUCAAGAAGCCCGUCAAACACCCAAGAGGCAAAACCUUUCUACUCAAUCGCAUGAGCCAUCAAUUGUUGUCCGAGCUCCUCUCGUCAUGCCCACAGUGUCGGGCAUUGCCCCAACCCCUGUGACCAUGAAGCCCCCUCGUCCCAUUUCCUCCCAUGUUGUGCCUGCGGUCUCAUCUCCGACCCCGGCUAGUAUUGCUUCCAAGGACAAGUUUGAAAUUGGCUCAUCUCAGAUGGCGGCGCUUUCAACUAAUGAGGUAACUUCACGUUGCCCUCCCAAGGCCGAUCAUCUUUCACCAUAUCAGCGAGUUGGAUACAACCCUUCGACCCCAGCAAUGCAUCCGAAAGUGGUACAACUCAGCAACGAAAUGAUGAACCAGCGCAUUGCUCUGCACAAACAACGAGCGGCUACUGUCACAGCCGAACGCAACAAGCUCCAGAAGGGUUUGCUCCAGUAUACCCAGAUUGACCCCGUUACCGGUUUGCUGGGUAUUGACAAAAUGAAAUCCGAGAUUGCCACCAUGCGUCGCCUCCUGACACUUGCAAAGAACAAAGAGGCCUCUGAGAUUGAAAUCUGGAGAACCAGAUAUGCAGUACUUGCCGAACAAUACAGCAAACUUGCUCAGAAACAUGAUGAUAUGCGCCGCCAGUAUGAACAGUCUGCUCCAUUCCAUACGACACCUACCUACCCACCCGCUCUUCGCCAGCAAGCAGCAAACACCGCCCUGCCUGUUCUCCAACAAGCACCUCCCAAUCCACCCACUUCCCGAAACGCAAACACAUCGACAAACCCACCACCUGCUGCCCACUGUCCCCCAGCAUUUCCCCAGGAUGCCCAUCAAGUGAUUGAUCUGACUACCGACAUCCACACAGAACCCGUGAGUGCCCAAGGAACCCGCUCACCAGAAAACAAUUUCCAAGGAAACAACUCUUUGCCCAAGGAUAACUCGCUAAUCGAAUUUCACCGUCAAUUCAGGAACAAGAAAAUGGACUGGCUUCACAACUCCGAGACCACCAGUGAUGCCAAGUCACGCGUUUUCGAGGAGAUGAACCCACCUGUCAAAGGCCGCCUCGGUAAGGUCUCUUUUGCCGAGUGUUCCCAGAUCGUCGAAGCCAAAAAUGUAGUUCGACUCGCCCUUGGAGGGCAAUUCAAGAAGGCCGUGACGGCUGCUGACGCCUACGAGGAGGCCUACGAGCCUACAGAUGAAGAACUUGCCAACAUGAUGGACGAAGAGCUGAGCAAAUUCUAA
Penicillium pulvis is the source of this 1614-nucleotide messenger RNA. RefSeq lists its product as uncharacterized. The coding region runs from base 1 to 1614 and encodes 537 amino acids. The record is from RefSeq and is a predicted model, not a curated record. Lineage: Eukaryota; Fungi; Ascomycota; Eurotiomycetes; Eurotiales; Aspergillaceae. The transcript has a single exon.